GCCAGGGGGCGGCGGAGGAGCCCUCUCGGGCCCGCUCCGAGCCGAGAUGGCGGCGGCCUUCGAGCACCUGGGGCUGGACCCGCGGCUGCUGCGGGCCGUGUCGGAGCUGGGCUGGGCCGCCCCCACCGCCAUCCAGGCCCAGGCCAUCCCCGCGGCGCUGGAGGGCCGCGACCUGCUGGCCCGGGCCCGCACCGGCUCCGGGAAGACGGCGGCCUACGGGCUGCCCCUGCUGCAGCGCCUGCUGCGGGCCGCGGCACCGGGUGCGGCGGCGCAGGCGGUGCGGGCGCUGGUGCUGGUGCCCUCCAAGGAGCUGGGGCAGCAGGUGGUGCUGAGCCUGCGGCAGCUGGCGGCCUUCUGCGCCCGCGAGGUGCGCGUCGCCGACAUCUGCGCCCACACCGACCUCGCCGCCCAGAAGCCGGUGCUGAUGGAGCGGCCGGAGGUGGUGGUGGGCACGCCGGGCCGGGUGCUGGCGCACCUGGAGGCGCGCAGCCUGGUGCUGCGGCACUCGCUGGAGCUGCUGGUGCUGGACGAGGCCGACCUGCUGCUCUCCUUCGGCUUCGGCGACGACCUCAAGGCCCUGCUCUGCCACCUCCCCAAGAUCUACCAGGCGCUGCUCGUGUCAGCCACCUUCAACCCCGACGUGGAGGCGCUCAAGGAGCUGGUGCUGCACAACCCGGUGAUAGUGCAGCCGCAGGAGCCCCAGCUGCCGGGCAGCGCGCAGCUGCAGCAGUGGGUGGUGUGCUGCGACACGGAGGAGGACAAGUUCCUGCUGCUCUGCGCCCUGCUGAAGCUGGCGCUGCUGCGGGGCCGCGCGCUGCUCUUCGUGGGCGCCCUCGCCCGCUGCUACCGCCUCAAGCUCUUCCUCGAGCAGUUCGGCAUCGCCGCCUGCGCCCUCAACUCCGAGCUGCCUGCGCGCUCCCGGUGCCACGUCAUCACCCAGUUCAACCGCGGCCUCUACGACUACAUCGUGGCCACAGACGAGGAGGCGCUGGAGGCGCCCGCGGGGCAGCCCCCGCAGAAGAAGCGCAAGGGCGCUGCCGACAGCAAGGGCAAGGACCCAGAGUACAGCGUCGCGCGGGGCAUUGACUUCCAAAACGUGGCCACCGUCAUCAACUUCGACGUGCCGCCAACGGUCGAGUCCUACAUCCAUCGCGUGGGCAGGACGGCCCGCGCGGACAACCCCGGCACGGCACUCACCUUCGUGCUGCCCGAGGAGCGGGACCGGCUGGCGCAGAUCGAGGACAGGCUCGCUGGAGAGAACGGCGGGUCCAUGCUGCAGCCCUACAAGUUCUGCAUGGAGGAGAUCGAGGGCCUGCGGUACCGGUGCCGGGAUGCCAUGCGCUCCGUCACCAAGCAGGCGGUGAAGGAGGCUCGGCUGCGGGAGAUCAAGGAGGAGCUGCUCAACUCUGAGAAACUCAAGACGUACUUCGAGGACAACCCCCGUGACCUGCACGUCCUGCGCCACGACAAGCCGCUGCACCCCGCCAUCGUCAAGCCUCACCUCCGCAAUGUGCCCGACUACCUGGUGCCUCCCAGCCUCCGUGGCAUCGCCAAGCCCGACCUGAAGAAGCGCAAGCGGCUGCGGCUGCCCCACGCCGGUGCUGGCCGCCGUGGCGGCCCCACGGCACGCCGCAACACCAACCCACUGCAGAGCUUCAAGUACGCCCGCCAGCGCGCCAAGCACCGUGCUGCGAAGUCCUCCUGAGCCCCCCCUGCCCCCCAGGGGCUGUGCCGGGGACCACCGCAGCUGCCUCGCGGCCCCCCUGGCGGAUGGGGUGUCCCCGUGCUGUCCUCUGCGGGCAGCCGCGUGCAAUAAAGGUGCCGGUGGGCUGUG
Messenger RNA from Cygnus olor (mute swan), 1834 nucleotides. It is a transcript of the gene DDX56, whose product is annotated as DEAD-box helicase 56. Bases 47 to 1705 code for a protein of 552 amino acids. NCBI's taxonomy places the organism in Eukaryota, Metazoa, Chordata, Aves, Anseriformes, Anatidae. The transcript has 14 exons. Gene Ontology annotation, cellular component: nucleolus. The record is from RefSeq and is a predicted model, not a curated record. Gene Ontology annotation, molecular function: RNA helicase activity; nucleic acid binding; ATP binding.